Molecule: messenger RNA, 279 nt
Organism: Haemonchus placei
Lineage: Eukaryota; Metazoa; Nematoda; Chromadorea; Rhabditida; Trichostrongylidae
Source: the annotation of a GenBank genome assembly
AUGCUACAAUCAGUGAGCGCACAUCUGAUGGACGAACGACGUCAGUCACGUCUCAUCUUUGAUGAACGCCGAGGUUCACGACGAGGAACUGUUGGAGAUGCAUUGGUAGCCUCACAUCAUCAUACUCCACCACAAUGGUGUGGUAUAGGUGUUAUCGAAGACUUUCAGCCAUCUAUCCCAUUAACAUUGGACAAUACACUCAGCUGGGCAAUACUGAGUACGCUACCGAAACGUGGAGCCGUAUUGAAACCACGAAAUCGUUGUGUAGGUACGGUAUAA